Ornithodoros turicata is the source of this 426-nucleotide messenger RNA. RefSeq lists its product as uncharacterized. Bases 1 to 426 code for a protein of 141 amino acids. The record is from RefSeq and is a predicted model, not a curated record. The transcript has 2 exons. Lineage: Eukaryota; Metazoa; Arthropoda; Arachnida; Ixodida; Argasidae.
AUGUUCACGGAGGCCGUCGUAAAGCAACACUUCGUCACCAAGCCAGUCGUCAGCCACCUGACCGCCCCAGUGACCGCUGUCAGCGAAAACGUCGCCCCACUCGUGAACUACCACGGAGCCGCCGGCGUUGGAGCCGGAGCCGGACUCGCUGCUGGAGCCGCUCUCGGAACCGCUGCAGCCGUCCAGAGCGGAGCUGCCGGUGGAUUCGGAGGAUUCGGUCUCGGAGGUGGUCUUGGAGGCUUCGGUCUCGGCGGAGGCCUCGGCGGCUUCGGCGGCUACGGCCUCGGUGGCUUCGGCGGCUACGGGCUCGGUGGCGGCUAUGGCCUCGGUGGCUUCGGUGGCUACGGCCUCGGCGGAUACGGUGGCUACGGUGCCGGUCUGAAGGGAGGUUACGGCCUCGGCGGAGGCUACGGCAAGGGAUGGUAA